Messenger RNA from Nyctereutes procyonoides (raccoon dog), 1610 nucleotides. It is a transcript of the gene GABRB1, whose product is annotated as gamma-aminobutyric acid type A receptor subunit beta1. Gene Ontology annotation, cellular component: GABA-A receptor complex; neuron projection; membrane. Lineage: Eukaryota; Metazoa; Chordata; Mammalia; Carnivora; Canidae. Gene Ontology annotation, biological process: signal transduction; nervous system process; monoatomic ion transmembrane transport. The transcript is spliced from 9 exons. Bases 58 to 1485 code for a protein of 475 amino acids. Gene Ontology annotation, molecular function: GABA-A receptor activity; extracellular ligand-gated monoatomic ion channel activity; neurotransmitter receptor activity. The record is from RefSeq and is a predicted model, not a curated record.
CUAAGUUGCAUUCCUUGAAUCUUCGCAGAAAAGACCAUUCUUGGAUCAGAGUUAGUAAUGUGGACAGCACACAGCCGAGAGAGUCUGGGGCUCCUCUCUUUCCCUGUGAUGAUUGCCAUGGUCUGUUGUGCACACAGCGCCAACGAGCCCAGCAACAUGUCCUACGUGAAAGAGACGGUGGACAGACUGCUCAAGGGAUACGACAUCCGCUUGCGGCCGGACUUCGGAGGGCCCCCUGUGGACGUGGGCAUGCGGAUCGAUGUCGCCAGCAUAGACAUGGUCUCCGAAGUGAACAUGGAUUAUACACUCACCAUGUAUUUCCAGCAGUCUUGGAAAGACAAAAGGCUUUCUUAUUCUGGAAUCCCGCUAAACCUCACAUUAGACAACAGGGUAGCUGACCAACUCUGGGUGCCAGACACCUACUUUCUGAAUGACAAGAAAUCAUUUGUGCAUGGAGUUACAGUGAAAAAUCGAAUGAUACGACUUCAUCCUGAUGGAACAGUUCUCUACGGACUCCGGAUCACAACCACAGCUGCAUGUAUGAUGGAUCUACGUAGAUAUCCUCUGGAUGAACAGAACUGCACUCUGGAAAUUGAAAGUUAUGGCUAUACCACGGAUGACAUUGAGUUUUACUGGAAUGGAGGAGAGGGAGCAGUAACUGGAGUCAAUAAAAUUGAGCUUCCUCAGUUUUCAAUUGUCGACUACAAGAUGGUAUCCAAGAAAGUGGAGUUCACAACUGGGGCAUAUCCACGACUGUCACUAAGUUUUCGUCUAAAGAGAAACAUUGGUUACUUCAUUUUACAAACCUACAUGCCUUCCACACUGAUUACAAUUCUGUCCUGGGUGUCUUUUUGGAUCAACUAUGAUGCAUCUGCAGCCAGAGUUGCACUAGGAAUCACCACUGUGCUGACAAUGACAACCAUCAGCACUCACCUCAGGGAGACCUUGCCAAAGAUCCCGUAUGUCAAAGCGAUUGAUAUUUACCUGAUGGGUUGCUUUGUGUUUGUGUUCCUGGCUCUGCUGGAAUAUGCCUUUGUAAAUUACAUCUUCUUUGGAAAAGGCCCUCAGAAAAAGGGAGCUAGCAAACAAGACCAGAGCGCCAAUGAAAAGAACAAACUGGAGAUGAAUAAAGUUCAGGUGGACGCGCACGGCAACAUCCUGCUGAGCGCCCUGGAGCUGCGGACCGAGGCGAGCGGCUCCGAGGUGCUGACGGGCGCCAGCGAGCCCCAGGCGGCCGGCGUGUUCGCCUUCGACAGCGCCAGCGUCCAGUUCCGCCGGCCGCUCAGCAGCCGCGACGCCUACGGCCGCGCCCCCGACCGGCUGGGCGCGCACGGCAAGGGCCGCAUCCGGCGGCGGGCGUCGCAGCUCAAGGUCAAGAUCCCCGACCUGACGGACGUGAACUCCAUAGACAAGUGGUCCCGAAUGUUCUUCCCCAUCACCUUCUCCCUCUUUAACGUCGUCUACUGGCUCUACUAUGUCCACUGAGGGGCGGCCCGGCGGCCCGGGUCACGCGCGCCCGCGCCUCGCCCCGACCCCCGGCCGCCGCCGCGCAGCUGCCUCCCGAGGUAAGACGUUCGGCCGCCCGCCCCGGUGAGGUCUCGCUGUCCAUU